GUCAGGUCGGCCGCCCCUGACAGCUCCGGGAGCCUCAGGCGCGACAGCGGCGCCCUCACCUCGGGACAUCCACACACCGACCGCUCCUGCUCCAGCGGCAACCACCCCGCGCGCCUGGCCUGGGGCCGUGCAGCGAAGCCCAAGAGCUGGCCUCGCCACGAAGGAUCCACACCAACCUCCUUAUAAUCCUUCUCAAGGGCAGUCAUGUCCUCACUGGGUGGUGAGGAUGGAGUUGUAGGACUCAACUACAGCUGUGGAAACCUGGGGUGCUGAGUUAAUGGAGAACUCCAGCUUGGACUUCUUGCCAUCAUCAAUUGGGAGUUGUUCCAUGAGCAGGGAGGUGAACCCAGAAACAAUUCCUUCACCAGAGCUGUGGAAAACCAAGAAGCCCUGGAGAACCAUGCACUGGUCAGCCAGUUUACAAAUUUGGUCCAAAACGAGGUGCACCUGCCCAAGAAAGAUUAUAACUGAGGACUGGCUGUCUUGAACCUUGUUGCCACACACAGAGAAAACCCAGCUUUUCUUUCAAGGAAACCAAUGCCUGACCUUGCCAACCAAUGAAAAGGUUGCCUAAGAGCCUUGCCCAGAAGUUUUAUCAGUUAAACUCAGACAGAGAGAACAAAGAGUUUCACUCUUGUUGCCCAGACUGGAGUGCAAUGGCACGAUCUCAGCUCACUGCAACGUCUGCCUCCCGGGUUCCAGCAAUUCUCCUGCCUCAGCCUCCUGAGUAGCUGGGAUUACAGGUUGAACCAGCCAAAUUUUCGAGACAGCUCACGGCUUAGAGGAAGGCUCAUCUAAAUAAAGGCCAGCUAAAGUGACAUUGCAGGGAUUAAAUCCUUCUCUGGCUGCCUGUGUGACCAGAAGGCUUAUUUGCAAGUUUCUUCUUUCCCGGGGUUCAGAUUAUUAGGUCUCCAGGGCCCUGCGGCUUGACAGCAAGAGAAGCACGAAAUGAAGGUCAGAGAUGAGCUCCCGCAGCAGGGUCUUGAGGUCCUCCCAGGGGCAUUUACACACCAGAGUGCAAGAUUCUCUGGCCAUCAAGGGGAAUAGCAAACAGAAGCCUUUGUCCUGGGGCACAGCCACCUACCACAAAGCAUCAGACUCCACGUCUGGCCAGAAAGUUCCUGGAGUCCCAUCAGGGCAGUGGGUAUGUAACGUGUGCCUAAUUGUACAGCUAGAGCUUGCAAGUUCAAUGUGAGGGAAGGUGGGAAAUGACUUGAGUGAGGUGAGCAGCUCCUGGCUGGGCUGGGCAGACUCAGCUACCACCUUCACUGCCCUCCUCUCACUAAACCCGAGAGGGCGGCUGCUCAGCUCUCAGGAAAACUCUCUUGAACCCUGGGCACCUGCUGUCCUCAGUUGGCAUCUCCCACCCUCUGAGCCUCUUCUGCUCCUGCACAACCUGCCCUUGAUCGGUGGCUCUUUGCUGAGAUGGAGACGUGAGCCACCGUGGACGAUGACUGCAGUGUAUACAAAUGGAGGCGGCCUGGUGAACCCCCACUAUGCCCGGUGGGAUCGGCGCGACAGCGUAGAAAGUGGCUGUCAGGCCGAGAGCAGCAAGGAGGGCGAGGAAGGACAGCCCCGCCAGCUGACGCCCUUCGAGAAACUGACACAGGACAUGUCCCAAGAUGAGAAGGUGGUGAGGGAGAUCACUCUGGGGAAACGGAUAGGCUUCUACCGAAUUCGAGGGGAAAUCGGAAGUGGCAACUUCUCCCAAGUGAAGCUCGGGAUUCACUCCCUAACCAAAGAAAAGGUGGCCAUUAAGAUCCUGGACAAGACCAAGUUAGACCAGAAAACCCAGAGGCUACUAUCCCGAGAAAUCUCCAGCAUGGAAAAGCUGCACCAUCCCAACAUCAUCCGCCUUUACGAAGUCGUGGAGACCCUAUCCAAGCUGCACUUGGUGAUGGAAUAUGCAGGGGGUGGGGAGCUGUUCGGAAAAAUUAGCACUGAGGGGAAGCUCUCUGAACCAGAAAGCAAGCUCAUCUUCUCCCAGAUUGUGUCUGCCGUGAAGCACAUGCAUGAAAACCAAAUUAUUCACAGAGAUCUGAAAGCAGAAAAUGUAUUCUAUACCAGUAAUACUUGUGUGAAGGUGGGCGAUUUUGGAUUCAGCACAGUAAGUAAAAAAGGUGAAAUGCUGAACACUUUCUGUGGGUCUCCUCCCUAUGCUGCUCCUGAACUCUUCCGGGACGAGCACUACAUCGGCAUUUACGUGGAUAUCUGGGCCUUGGGGGUGCUUUUGUACUUCAUGGUGACUGGCAUCAUGCCAUUUCGGGCAGAAACCGUGACCAAACUAAAAAAGAGCAUCCUUGAGGGCACAUACAGUGUACCGCCCCACGUGUCAGAGCCCUGCCACCGACUCAUCCGAGGAGUCCUUCAGCAGAUUCCCAUGGAGAGGUACGGGAUCGACUGCAUCAUGAAUGAUGAAUGGAUGCAAGGGGUGCCAUACCCUACACCUUUGGAACCUUUCCAACUGGAUCCCAAACAUUUAUCGGAAACCGGCACUCUCAAGGAAGAAGAAAAUGAAGUCAAAAGCACUUUAGAGCAUUUGGGCAUUACAGAAGAGCAUAUUCGAAAUAACCAAGGGAGAGACGCUCGCAGCUCAAUCACAGGGGUCUAUAGAAUUAUUUUACAUAGAGUCCAAAGGAAGAAGGCUUUGGAAAGUGUCCCAGUCAUGAUGCUACCAGACCCUAAAGAAAGAGACCUCAAAAAAGGGUCCCGUGUCUACAGAGGGAUAAGACACACAUCCAAAUUUUGCUCGAUUUUAUAAACUGCACUAGACUGCUUAUAAUUAACCGAGAUCAUUAUUGCUGCUUCUAAAUUUUUUUCAAGGACAACUUGAGUGGAGACAUUUUUGUAAUUUUUAAAUAAACUUAAAUUUGAGAUAUGCA
Messenger RNA from Macaca mulatta (Rhesus monkey), 2882 nucleotides. RefSeq names its product NIM1 serine/threonine protein kinase (gene NIM1K). Lineage: Eukaryota; Metazoa; Chordata; Mammalia; Primates; Cercopithecidae. The record is from RefSeq and is a predicted model, not a curated record. Gene Ontology annotation, biological process: protein phosphorylation; microtubule cytoskeleton organization; intracellular signal transduction. Gene Ontology annotation, molecular function: ATP binding; tau-protein kinase activity. Gene Ontology annotation, cellular component: cytoplasm.